ACAUCAGAAAUGUCGUCGUUUAAAACAGGCAGGGCUAUAAACCCGCUUCAGCUUUCCAAGAAUAGUUAUGAGGGUCUACUCUGGAGGAUUAAACUCCCUGAGAUUGGAAGGUUGCGGCAUUGACAGAAACUUUCACGAAAGGUUGAGUCUACCUGUGAAAAACAGGUUCCACACCCCAACACUGACUCACCCAAGCAAGCACAUAAGCAAACCACCUUCAUGUUUAAUCAAAAUAAAGAACCCUUUUUAAUUUUUGCAUUUUUUCUUUCAAACAGUUUUGUGAUGAUAUUCUACAGAAUUGUUAUCCUGGCAUUAUGAAAACAAUUGUUUUCUAAUUUGUAUAGUAUACCAUCUUAAACUUGCAAGUAAUCAUUUUCGACAUUUACAACGUUUUCAUUUCAGAUAUCCUGCUUGAAAAUGGAGUAAAACAGAACAGUCCGGCACACUAAGAACAGUUCUGAACACCAGUGAGAUUUCAGACUAAAUCCAGAAUAUUUAUUAUCGAGUCAAGGGUUUAAUUGUGAAAUAAAAACCAUGAAUUUAGAUCAGCAACCCUAGUGAAUAAUUAUGCAUCCGAAUCAAAGUUCAAGACGUUCCCUUGAGACGGAACUGGACAUAGCGGUUAAAAGCGGAGAGUUAAAGUUACAAUGCAACAAUUUAUCAGAUUUCCCUCGAAGUUUGGGAAAACAUUUCGUCCUAACGGAUACACGGAUAGCAGAUCUAUCAAGAAACAAACUUGUGGAAUUACCGGUAGACUGCACUUACUUCCCUAGUCUGGAGAAACUUAUCCUUUAUCAUAAUAUUAUUAAAUCCAUCCCUGACUCUAUAUCUAGUUUGCAGACCCUCCAGUAUCUUGACCUGAGCAGGAACCAGCUUUCAUUCAUCCCUCAUGCAGUUUGCCAGCUCUCACAGUUACAGAGUUUAGUUUUAAACAAUAAUAAACUUGUUUCUCUGCCGGAGGAGAUUGGAGAACUAACCAACCUAAUGCAAUUAGAUGUCUCCUGCAACGAGAUUGCCCAUUUACCAGUUCAGAUCGGAGAUCUAUCCAACCUAAGAACUCUGAGUUUGAGACGAAACCAUCUCCAGGAGGUUCCUGUUGAGCUAACUUACCUCCAGCUGAGCACUUUGGACCUCUCGUCCAACAGGCUGAGCAACCUGCCCGUGGAGCUGAGGUUCAUGAUCACCCUAGUGGAGUUGAACCUCGAGGAGAACCCCCUGAGUUGCCCUCCUGCUAACAUGUGCUGUAGAGGACGGGUUCAUAUAUUUAAAUAUCUUGAAACUAUUGCCAUCAAGGAGGAUAAGAAGCGUGGAAUACUGGCGGAUACUGAACAUCGGAGAAGUUAUCGGAAGACCAGUCAGAUCGGAGAUAUGAGGUUCGGAGCUGUCAGUGCAGAUGCAAGAUUGAAACGACACACUGCGGAUAGUGGGUACGGUAGUGAACAGCCCAAUGCUAGACGGUGGAGUACUGAGCUCCAGGAUGGACCUGAUCAUCAUGCAGAGGAUGCCAGGAGACUGGCACACAGAGCAAUUAGUUACCGCCCUGCUGUCAACUCCCAAGGGUUUGGUUCCUCCAAUGGUCCAACGUCUCCGACCAGUUUAUCUCCGAAACCUUCUCUCUCUGUACAGAUCUCCCAUCCAUCCUUGGCUAGUAACGGUUCCGGGAGCAGUGGAGUAUCUUCUCUAUCCUCCAUGGGAGCUACUUUGGAUAGCUCCGUUGACAACAGUAAAGAUGUCUGUGAUAACCCUAAGUGGAAUCAACCGUCGCAGUUGAAACCCUCUGAACCUGUUAUACCAGCUCGUAACAGUUUUGUAGCCUCGGAACCUAUGGUGCAAGUUUCCAACGGCAGAACGAACGGUAAAAUUGAGAAGCGGGUUUUCAAUGGUGCAAACCCUUUCCAACCUAACGGGACUAAGAACAUUAUCGCAAAAGGUCCUGCAAUUCAUAGAAAUCGUGAUCUUUCUCUGACUAAUCUUGAUCGAAAACCAGUAAACGGGAAUGGAACGGAUGCAGAUCAGGCAAAAAAAUCAAUUCUUAAAUCUAGCCGAACCAACAGUAACUCUUCUCUACCAGGAAAGUUGCCUGUGCCUAACCAAACCCUGAGUCCAAGACAUAGUCCGACUAGUCCUACUAGUCCUGUAUCUUCUGGCCUUCCUAGUCCCAAUUCAAUCAAAAGUUUUGGGAGCUAUCAUUCCAAUCCAAACAGCUCCGGUCUCCCAAAUCCCACCGCCUUCUCCAGUCAACAAAACAAAACAUCAAACUUCCAAACCUAUCGUCAAUAUAAGGAGCAGCAGAAACUUAGCCGACAAACCGACUCUGUUUACAAAACCGAACAGAAGAGUUAUACCAGCCAUUCCAACGUUCAGAAAACCGGGGUAGAGAUACGCUCCUAUUACGAGCGAAUGCAAACAACUACUACGCCAAGAGCCGGGGCUCCGCCUGAAACUUCUCCGCCGCCUCCGCCUUCGUUGAGUAAAUCUCCAGUAUCAAGAACUGCAAUUCCAACCGCAAACCGGAGUCCGAGCAGUGUAAGCACUGGAUCCUACUCCAGAGCCCCUGCUCCGGCUCGAGUUAAGGAGAAAUCCCUGUUUACUGUGAAACGGGACUCUGAUAGAUCAGCUGUACAAGAUAUGCAUAUUCAUCAUCUUAGACAGAAUAUUGAGCAAAGGUUGAAGAUAUCUCUAGGAGACGAUCUACCCGCCUGUCUGACAGAUGGGGUUGUGUUAUGUCACAUGGCGAACCACGUCGCUCCGAGAUCUGUCAAUUCUAUCCACGUUCCGUCUCCGGCGGUUCCUAAGCUCUCCGCCGCUAAAUGUCAGAGGAACGUUGACAACUUCCUCUCAGCCUGUCGUAGGAUCGGAGUAAGAGAAGAUCUGAUUUGUGGAAUCUCAGAUAUAAUGGAACCUAAUAAAAGCCACACGGUUCGAGUUGCUAUUACAGUAACCGAACUACUUAGAUUUAAAAACGGUUAACGUCAAAAGUUUUAAUAUAAACAUAAGCUUCAAAAGUGAGAUUUGCUAUUCUAGUUUCUCGUAUAAGAUGUAAAUCCAGACCAGUCUUGUUCAAUGUGGUAAAAUAGAAUCUCUAAAUAUCAUAAUUACGUUUUCUUUUAUCGGUUUACUAAACUUGUAAUAAUUUUGUCCUCCAUAUUUAUUCCGUUGACCUUGUUAAAAAAAACUUGAACUACAGUCCAUGAAGCUUCCUAUAUGUAAGACAUGAUUAUUUAAAGUUUAAAGCCGGCUCUAUCAAUAAAUUUAUAGAAUGUUUAUCUGAACAGAGAUAUCCUUGUCCUGUAUAUUUCAACCCAACUAGAAAUGCAAAAUCUUAGUCAAAAUAUGUUUUCAUUCUCUACUUUAAACCAAAUAAACGAAGAAGGGAUUAGUGUUAAUCGGAAAAUUACACUCAGGGGGUGGUUGUGACCUUGAAGUUAAACAAUUUGAAGGUUCUAGAAGUAUUUUAAAUUCUUUAAAGAUUUCACGCUUUUACGGAUAUAUUUUCCCUUUCUACCGAGGUUCUUUGUAUUCUGGCAUGCUUUUUGGUUGUUUGGUACGCCAAGGUGUCCUUCCGGGUAAUAAAAAGGUACUCCUGGUUUCCAAGAUAUAGUUUGCCAAGGUUUCUCUCCCGUACAAUCGCAGGUUUUCUAAAGUUUAAACUAAGAUAUUCGAAACUACCCUUAAGCCCUCAAGACUUCCCAGCUAAACAUUCAAAAUAUGUAUUAAGUUAUUUUUGUAUUUAAAAUGAACAUGUUGUCAAAUCCCGCAUUUUAUAGUUAUAAAAAAGUAAAUUUGUUGAAAGUAUCUUCCUUUUACGUUGAGUAAACGUUGAUUUGAAUCUCUUUAAAUUUCAAUUCUAAAUAAAUGCCUAUUUCUUUACAAUUCCAGAAUUGCCAAAACUUGCAUUAGAAAUUGAACUAAAAAAGAAUAUUACCAUUGUAUUGUGCCAUUAACAUAUAUUGGUCUAAAAAUUGUCAAAGAAAUGUUCUUGUAACAACCCCCCCCCCUCCACCAAACACCCCUGCAUUAAUGUUAUAUAUGAAAAGAGAAUAUUUUUAUAAUCAACCUUGUAUUGUUUAUCGAUCUUAGUGCUAGCGCAGAGACCGAUAAAGAUAGAUCUUAGAUUUUCGUAAAUAUAUUAAAUUGAACCUGUUGUAUUUAGUUACAGUGUGACGAACACGUUGAAACAUUAAAGUAUUAUUUAUACAAUGCCUAUUCCAGAA
This is a messenger RNA of Eurytemora carolleeae, 4214 nucleotides long. RefSeq names its product leucine-rich repeat and calponin homology domain-containing protein 1 (gene Lrch). The transcript has 2 exons. Bases 568 to 2970 code for a protein of 800 amino acids. The record is from RefSeq and is a predicted model, not a curated record. Lineage: Eukaryota; Metazoa; Arthropoda; Copepoda; Calanoida; Temoridae. Gene Ontology annotation, molecular function: protein binding.